CUAUCUACCAUCCAACCAGAGAUAUAGUUAUCUCAUUAAUGUUUACAAAUUGAAAAGUAAAGCUCCUGUUCGGGGGUUGCAGCACACUUUGAUUCACAACUGCAGCUUGUUAGAGAAACCACACUAUCUGAACUGUUCAACAUGGUACGACUCUCAAGCAUGAGCAGCCAGCUGUGGCUACUGUGUCUGUUUCUUGUAUUUAUCCAGACUCGGGCACAAAUUCCUCCUAACAAGCUUCCUGGAGAUACUAACAAAAUACUCACAGUGAAUAACAGCCAGUGUAUUCAGUGUCCCCAGGGUCCCAAGGGAUAUGCAGGUGAUAACGGCCCCCAGGGGAUACAAGGACCAAAAGGACAGAAAGGAGAGAAAGGAUAUGUCACAACAAUAACCAAAUAUGCAUCCCCACCAAAGAUUGCAUUUACUGCCAAACUGACUAAACACCACCCAGAUACCACUACACUGCAUACUGUGAGAUAUGACACAGUUGUCACCAAUUUCGGGGACGGUUUCAACAAAUACACAGGUAUAUUUUCUGUCCCAAUGGCUGGAACAUACUUUUUCAUUUUUCACGGAUUAACAAACUCCAACAAAAGUUCCCACAUGGAGCUUGUGAAAAAUGGAGAACAGAUCACCAGUGGGUAUGGGAAUUCUGCUCAGGGCUCUGGAAAAUUUGCCACGAUAAGCAACAGUGCCAUCCUUGAGGUCAGACGUGGAGAUAAGAUGUGGGUGCAAGCUAGUGGCGGAGGAGUCUAUGGUUAUCAAAAGGCUCCUCAUGCAAGUUUCAGUGGUUAUCUCAUCUAUGCCAAUGAAGACAUUUCAUGAGUGGUAACAAAAAAUAGUUUUAAAAUAGUGCCAUGUUAAGCACUGGGAUCUAUAUGACUGAACUUAAUGGUUUUCUUAAUAACACUAACGUCUCGAAAUUUCAAAUGUACUUUGAUUUUUCAGUAAAUUCUUUUAUGUUUAAAUUAAAAAUUAAAAAUGGUUUCAAUCUAAAUAUCUUGUUAUUGAUACCAGUGUGGUAUAUUCCACCACUCAACCUGAUUUGACAAUCAAAAUAUAAAAUGACUAAAUUUUGACAAUCAAGUUAUUUUUCGGAAUUUUAAAAUGACUUCAUCUCUGUUGUUAGAAUAACAUAACCAGAUAUAUACAUACACAAACCUAUUGCUUGACCAAAAAUGAUGGAAAUGGAAAAAUGUAAAAAAGGUUUCAAUAUUCAAAAGUAAUAAAUACUUCUUUUAAGUAAUCUGCCAUUUAUUGACCUGCAUUAUCUUGUUCCACAGUUGACGUAGCAGCAAAAGCCAUGUUGAUCAGAGGUGAAUUAAUACAAUUAAUUUAUACAGUAAUAGCGUAAUCCUUCAGCUAGAGGCGAGAGAGAAGGUUUGGGUCGAGACGAAUGAAGGAGGGGUGUAUGGUCACUCAACCACCAUCAUGCAUCUUUUAGUGGAUAUCUAAUUUUUUAAAACAAGGCAGCAAAGCUGUCAUUACAAAGGUAUAGUUUGACAUAUAGAUGGCAAAACUGACAGAAAAUGAUGAAAAAAAAAUGAAAGUGCACGAAAUGUUCGUCAAUUCAGAUGAAGUAUUACUUAAUCAUGGUUCCUCUAGCAAUAUUAUUAACAACUUCCUGGAGAUUCAUUGACUUUUGAGCCUCUAAUUCACGUACAUGUACAGUACAGGGUGAGCUUCUACUGUACCAUGUAUAAGCGGACUAGCAUUCAACAUGUAAACCUAUUGUUGAUUAAUAAUUAUAUAAUGUUGUUUGCUUUAAAUCAGUUUCAAAGUGUGAAUACACCCCCUCCUCCCCAACCAAACAACAAGGUCCUUUUUCAUAAGAUAAGGCUUCGUUCACAUGCAAUGUCU
Lingula anatina is the source of this 1857-nucleotide messenger RNA. RefSeq names its product complement C1q-like protein 4. NCBI's taxonomy places the organism in Eukaryota, Metazoa, Brachiopoda, Lingulata, Lingulida, Lingulidae. The record is from RefSeq and is a predicted model, not a curated record. Gene Ontology annotation, molecular function: protein binding.